Amoebophrya sp. A25 is the source of this 167-nucleotide messenger RNA. NCBI's taxonomy places the organism in Eukaryota, Dinophyceae, Syndiniales, Amoebophryaceae. The record is from the annotation of a GenBank genome assembly.
AUUUCGAAGGCGAAUGCCUUUAGUUCCUUUUUGCGAGACGAAAUUGCGAACGGACCACUAGAUGAGAGGUGGCGAAACACUGCAGCCAGGUUGAUUGCGCUCUACACGACGCUCAGCCGGAAGCACUUCACGAAUCAGCUCGGCGAUUCACAGUAUUUUUCGUCCCC